Messenger RNA from Talaromyces stipitatus ATCC 10500, 1155 nucleotides. RefSeq names its product extracellular polygalacturonase, putative. Bases 1 to 1155 code for a protein of 384 amino acids. NCBI's taxonomy places the organism in Eukaryota, Fungi, Ascomycota, Eurotiomycetes, Eurotiales, Trichocomaceae. Gene Ontology annotation, cellular component: extracellular region. The transcript is spliced from 4 exons. Gene Ontology annotation, molecular function: polygalacturonase activity. Gene Ontology annotation, biological process: pectin catabolic process. The record is from RefSeq and is a predicted model, not a curated record.
AUGGUAAAUGUUUUUUCUACUUGUGCGGUGUUCUUAGCACUCACGACCUCCGUCAUUGCAAAGCCGGUGGCUGAGCCAGCGAUCACCCCGGCUCCAAAGCUGCUUGACAAGAGAGCAACAAGCUGUACGUUCUCGGAGUCCAAUGGCGCAUCGUCAGCCAGUGAAUCCCAGAAAUCGUGUUCUACUAUUAUCCUGUCGAACGUUGCAGUCCCCUCAGGGCAAACACUAGAUCUUAGUGAUUUACCAGACCAUACAACCGUUGUUUUUGAAGGGGAAACGACCUGGAGUUAUCAAGAAUGGGACGGCCCUCUACUACAGAUCUCAGGCAAUGGCAUCACCGUGGAGGGUGCUUCCGGCGCAUAUUUGAACCCCGAUGGAGCGCGAUGGUGGGAUGGAAAAGGCAGCAACGGAGGAAAGAAAAAGCCCAAGUUCUUCUCUGCGCAUGAUCUUACUUCGUCAUCGAUCACCAAUUUGCUUAUCCAAAAUACUCCGGUUCAGGCAGUGAGUAUCAAUGGCUGUAAUGGCCUCAAUAUCACAGAUAUGACUAUUGAUAACAGCGCCGGUGAUACCGAAGGUGGUCAUAAUACGGACGGCUUUGAUAUCGGCUCCAGCACUAAUGUGGUCAUCACUGGUGCGAAUGUAUAUAAUCAAGACGAUUGUGUUGCUGUCAAUUCUGGAACAGACAUUACCUUCAGUGGUGGCGUUUGUUCCGGUGGACAUGGUCUAUCCAUUGGUAGUGUUGGUGGCCGAAGUGACAAUACCGUCGAAACUGUAAAGUUUGAAAACUCCGAAGUAAAGAACUCCGUCAAUGGCAUCCGCAUUAAAGCGACUGAAGGCGAUACGGGCACCAUCACCGGGGUUACUUAUUCUCAAAUCAUUUUACAGGAUAUUUCUGGAUACGGAAUUCUUAUUGAGCAGAACUACAAUGGCAGUGACUUGAAUGGUGGUACUCCAAGUUCCGGAAUUCCUAUCACUGAAUUAACCGUUGAACACAUAUCCGGAAGCGGUGCAGUCGAAUCAGGGGGAUACAAUGUAGUUAUUGCCUGUGGUAAAGGUGCCUGCUCAAACUGGACAUGGGAGGACGUAGUUGUCACGGGAGGUAAGGAUUACGGUUCCUGCUCAAAUGUCCCUAGUGUAGCAAGCUGCUCUGCGUAG